ACCCUCUGAAGCUCUCUCUGCUGACUCUCUCUCCCUUCCAGUGCCAGCCCCUGCAGCGGGCGCCAUGGCCGUGGACGUGGCCGAAUACCACCUGAGCGUCAUCAAGAGCCCCCCUGACUGGGAGGUGGGUGUCUACGCUGCUGGGGCCCUGGCAUUGCUGGGAAUUGCAGCUGUGAGCCUGUGGAAGCUCUGGACAUCGGGGACCUUCCCCAGCCCCUCCCCGUUCCCAAACUAUGACUACAGGUACCUUCAGCAGAAAUAUGGUGAGACCUACGCAGAGGCCAGGCAGAAGAGAGUGCCUGCUUGGAACACCCAGCGGGCCAGCACUCGGGGGCCACCCAGUCGCAAAGCCAGCCUCAGCAUCGAGGACACCUUUGAGAGCAUCAGUGAGCUGGGGCCUCUGGAGCUGAUGGGCCGUGAGCUGGACCUGGCCCCCUACGGGACCCUCCGAAAGUCCCAGUCAGCCGACUCCCUGAACUCUAUCUCUUCCGUGAGCAACACCUUCGGGCAGGACUUCACGCUGGGCCAGGUGGAGGUGAGCAUGGACUACGAUGCCGCCUCCCACACCCUCCACGUGGCUGUGCUGCAGGGCAAGGACCUCCUGGAGAGGGAGGAAGCCAGCUUCGAGUCCUGCUUCAUGCGCGUCAGCCUGCUGCCGGACGAGCAGAUCGUGGGUAUUUCCCGGAUCCAGAGGAACGCCUACUCAAUCUUCUUCGACGAGAAGUUCUCCACCCCCCUGGACCCUGCAGCCCUGGAGGAGAAGAGCCUGCGGUUUUCCGUGUUCGGCAUUGAUGAGGAUGAGCGGAACGUCAGCACCGGGGUGGUGGAGCUGAAGCUCUCUGUGCUUGACCUCCCGCUGCAGUCCUUCAGCGGCUGGCUUUACUUACAGGACCAAAACAAGGUGGCCGACGCCGUGGGUGAGAUCCUGCUCUCCCUCAGCUACCUCCCUACGGCCGAGCGCCUCACCGUGGUCGUGGUGAAAGCCAAGAAUCUCAUUUGGACCAGUGACAAGACCACAGCAGACCCCUUCGUCAAGGUGUACCUGCUGCAGGAUGGGAGGAAGAUGAGCAAAAAGAAGACAGCUGUGAAGAGGGAUGACCCUAACCCAGUGUUCAAUGAAGCCAUGAUCUUCUCAGUGCCAGCCAUUGUGCUCCAGGACCUGUCUCUCCGUGUGACAGUGGCUGAGAGCAGCGGUGAUGGCCGUGGAGACAACGUGGGCCAUGUCAUCAUCGGGCCAUCAGCCAGUGGCAUGGGCACCACGCACUGGAACCAGAUGCUGGCCACGCUGCGCAGGCCCGUGUCCAUGUGGCAUCCUGUCCGGCGAAACUAGCAGCCGGGGUAGGGCCAGGGUGGGCAUGGGAGCCUGGCACAAGCUUAGCUCUGACACCCUUCUCCAUAGUCCAGCUGGAGCCUUGAACGCUGGGGUCCCCCAGUGGAGUCCCCAUGCACUAUCUUGGUCCCUCUCUCCAGACUGCAGUGGCGGAGUAGGCCUGGCUAGAUGUCCAGGGACCCAGGGUUUUCUCUCACUGAGGACCGGCUGUGGCUGGGCCAGGACCCAGGGAUGGCAGCCAGGCACAGGCCUACCACGCUCCCAUUUUGAAAUCCCCAACAGGUCUGUGCCUCAGCCUCGGGGGGUCUUGGCCUUGCAGAGCUCCCCACACCCUACCCCUGUUGGGAGGCCACGCACAGAAACUGGGCGAGUCUUGGGGGGCAGCUGCGGUGCCAGGCACAGGCAGGGGUGACAUGAACAAGACACAGCCCCUAGGAUGUCGGGAAGACAAGGUCCCCCUGCCCCAGUGAUCUGCUCAGUGUGGAAUGGCGGCCCCACCAGGCGGACCUGGGGAGGGCUCUGGGGGCCGGGAGGACAAGAUGGGAGCUGUGCUGUGAGGGGCAGGGAGAGGACUGAGUGUAUCCCAGGCCAGUGGCCCAGCCUCAGCAUGGCAGGGGCAUGAACUUCCCUGUCACAAACACAGUCCUCAGCCUACUGUGGUGGACGCAAGGGCCUCUCUCCAGGCAGGAGGUGAGACCAAGGGACCAGGCCAACCAGUGGCCCACGGGCCACAUGGGACGCUGGCUCCAAGUCAUCUCCACGAAAUCUAAUCCCUAGAACUGUAACCCUUAUAAGGCCCAGGGGCCCAAAGAGGCCCAGACCCAGGUCCUUGUGUUCAGUCUCACACAUGUCAGGCAUUGGCUCCACAGCAUUUGUUGGAGUCCCUCCGGCCCAGGCCCUGUCGGGAAGAGAGAUGCUUCAGCCUCUGGGGGGGCUGGUGGGCAGUGGGGUAGCCAGAAUACAGUCUGCCGGGGGCGUGGAGAAGCCUUUGUGGGCACAGGCACCCGGGAGGAUGUGGUGGGACAGGAGUCCCUUGGCUGGGCCUUGGAGGAAGGGCCAGCCUGAGCAGUGGCAGGGAGGGGAAGUUCAGGGGGGUCAGGAUGGAGCUGGGGAGGCAGAUUUGAUUGCCAGACUGGGAAGGAGGUGGCUCUGGAGCACAGGUUCAAACCCCCAGGACACCAGGUGCCCUAGGUCGAGUUCCAGAAACAGACCCUGAGAUUCUCAGGCAAGGGGUUAAUUGGGGCUGUGCCCUCAGGAGAAACCUGUUAGGGUCAAAGGGAUGGAGGGGUGGGGAGGUGGUGCAGCAACGUCUGCUCUAUGGGGCCGCGCACUGGUGAGAGCCUGGGUUCUCAGGCUGGUGCACUGUGGAGACCCAGGCCCAAUCAGUUGUCCCCAGUGAUGUUGGGGGGCCCAGGGUGGUCAUGGGACUGGAGGCAGG
Molecule: messenger RNA, 2768 nt
Organism: Vicugna pacos (alpaca)
Lineage: Eukaryota; Metazoa; Chordata; Mammalia; Artiodactyla; Camelidae
Source: RefSeq, a predicted model, not a curated record